Messenger RNA from Populus nigra (black poplar), 1551 nucleotides. Its product is annotated as NADP-dependent alkenal double bond reductase P2-like. The transcript has 3 exons. The record is from RefSeq and is a predicted model, not a curated record. NCBI's taxonomy places the organism in Eukaryota, Viridiplantae, Streptophyta, Magnoliopsida, Malpighiales, Salicaceae. Gene Ontology annotation, molecular function: 2-alkenal reductase [NAD(P)H] activity. Bases 1 to 627 code for a protein of 208 amino acids.
AUGUUUUGCCUUUUGCAACCUUGUACAUCAUCAGCAAUAUUUUAUCACCAUUUUGUUCAUAGUGAGGAAGUGAUCAGCAACAAACAAGUGAUCCUCAAGGACUAUGUGAGUGGUUUUCCAAGAGAAUCAAACCUGUACCUGACGACAAGUAACAUCAAACUCAAAGUGCCAGAAGAAGAGAGUGGUAAAGAUGCUGUGCUGGUUAAGAAUCUCUACUUGUCUUGUGAUCCUUUCAUGCGUGGACGGAUGCAGAGAGAUCUGCCACCCGGUGAACCUGAACUAUCUUCCUACUCCCUUGGCUCUCCAAUUGUUGGAUAUGGAGUGGCUAGAGUUGUUGAUUCCAGGCACUCUGACUUCAAGAAAGGUGAUUUGGUCUGGGGAAGGACAAUCGGCAGGGAAGAAUACAGUCUAAUAACAACACCUGAAUACCUCUUUAAAAUCAACCAUACUGAUGAUAUACCCCUUUCCUACUACACUGGAAUUCUUGGAAUGCCUGGCAUGACUGCUUAUUUUGGCUUCUUUGACAUUGGUUCUCCCAAGGAAGGAGACCGUGUCUACAUUUCAUCAGCAUCAGGCGCAAUUGGUCAGCUUGUUGGGCAAUUUGCUGUUGGUGGGAGGAACCACUAGUGGUGGUUUUGCAACACUCAGAGGAGAUAAAACACAAAGUUUUAUUUCAACAAUAACAAGCUUACAAUAAUUAAAUAAAAGCUUUGAAUAUACACCCUCUCUUUCUCUCUAGUGUUUCUCUCUAUCAUCUCCCACACAGAAUAACAUAAGAUUAGCUACCUAUUUAUACACGAAUUCAAAACAAGAAAAUUCAACAUUUAAAUGUGAAAGCGGCUGUGGACGGUGGUGUGAAGGCGGCUGACAGCUGGUGGCUGGCGGCUGGUGGCUGGCGGCUGGUGGCUGCCUUCCUUGACCUUCUGAAUUGAGUUUACUUCAACAAAUUCCCCCUUUAAACUCAAUCGAGGGAUUUCAUGCCAAGCAUGAACUUCAAUCUGCUAAAUAUUUCUCCCUUCAAUGGCUUUGUAAAGAUAUCUGCAACUUGAUCAUUUGUCUUGCAGGAUAUCAGCUCAACUUCUUUGUUCUUCACAUGUUCUCGGAUGAAGUGAUGACGUGUAUCAAUGUGUUUACUUCGUUCAUGAUACACCGGGUUCUUUGCUAAUGCAAUCGCUGAUCGAUUAUCGAUAUAGAGCUCUGUAGGACUUUCUUGAGGAAAUCCUAAAAACUUCAACAUAUUCACAGCUGAGUUGGCAGCAACAUACUCAGCUUUACAGCUUGAUAACGUUACUAUCGAUUGCUUCUUGGAUGACCAUGUAAAAGAUGUAUCUCCCAUGAAAAAGACAAACCCUGUUGUGCUUUUUCUUUCAUCCAGAUCUCUACCCCAAUCACUAUCCGAGUAACCAGUGAGAUUGAAAUUUGUACUUGAGGUAUAAAACAUACCUUCAUUUAUUGUGCCUUUGAUGUAGCGAAGAAUUCUCUUGGCUGCAUUCAAGUGAGAUUGGUCUGGUGUCUCCAUGUAUUUGCUGAUAAGACCAACUCCGUAGAGUA